AUGCUUAGACAUAUUAGACGCCUUUCUAUAACCAGGGUAAAUGCUAAGACUCUGUACAGUAAUACCUUACAACUUCCAAAGACAGACUUCGGACCUAAAGUUCCUUCUGGAUCUUCAAAGGAUGAAUUAAUUAAGCUCGUUUCUGAAGAUCUUUAUGAUUGGCAGUUGAGUAGAGAUAACUAUAACGAACGGUGGAUAUUUCAUGAUGGGCCUCCAUAUGCCAAUGGAGACUUACAUUUGGGACAUGCCUUAAACAAAGUAUUGAAGGAUAUUAUAAAUCGUUUCGAAUUAAUUAAGAAUAAUAAAAAAGUCAUCUAUCAGCCAGGGUGGGAUUGCCAUGGCUUGCCUAUUGAAAUGAAGGCUAUAUCUAAUUCUGAAAAGGCUAGCGAACUUCAGCCCACAGAAAUCAGAUCGUUGUGUCGUACUUUAGCAAUGUCGAUGAUUGACAAACAAAGAGAACAAUUUAGGGAGUUUGGUAUAAUGACAGACUUCAAUAAUCCGUACAUUACGUUGUCAAAGAACUAUGAAAGUAAACAAUUGCAAGUGUUUUUGAAACUAAUGGAGAACGGUCUUUUAUCUAGGCAAUUGAAACCAGUUUGGUGGGGUUGUGAAACACAGACUGCGCUAGCAGAAGCAGAGUUAGAAUAUAAUAAUGCCCAUCAUUCCGUGGCUACAUAUGUCAAGUUUCCACUUGCUUCUUCGGAAUUUUACAAGAAAUUGAGCGAAAAGUAUCCUUUCUUAAAGAUAAAUAAACAUGACGUGAAAUUAUUAAUAUGGACGUCUACUGCUUGGACUAUUCCUGCGAACCAGGCAAUUUGCAUACAUAAAGAUUUAAGUUAUACUCUCAUCUACAAUUAUGUGACAAAUGAACAUUUAGUUGUUGCAGAAUCUUUGGCAAAUGACUUAUGCAAGCUUGAUGAAUCAUAUAGACGCUACUCUGAGCCACUUACCUUUAAAGGUAAUGAAUUACUAAACUUGGAGUACAUGAAUCCCGUUAUUGGUCCACAGUAUUUAUUCCCUAUUUUACAUGGUGACCAUGUUUCUGCAACGGCCGGUUCCGGUUUAGUUCACACUGCACCAGCACAUGGCGGUGAAGAUUAUUUGAUAGGAUGCAAGCAUAAUUUGAAAAUUAUGUCAUCAGUAAAUGGUCAAGGUAUGUUUAUCGAGGAUAAUAUUCCCGAAGGAUUUUCUUCAUUAAAAGGCGAAUAUGUCAACAAGAAGGAAGGCUUAUGGAAAUGCAUUGAUAUAAUGAAAGAAAACAAUAUGAUUUUCCACAUUAAUAAAAAGUACAAGCAUUCAUACCCGUAUGACUGGAGAUCAAAUAAACCAGUAAUUCAAAGGGCAACACCUCAAUGGUUUGUAAAUGUUGAAAAAAUCAAACCAACUGCGAUCGAAGCCCUUGAAAAAGUAGAGUUUUUACCAGAAAACGGUAAAAAUAGAUUAAAGCUGUUCAUUAGUAAUAGAAAUGAAUGGUGUAUAUCGAGACAGAGAACAUGGGGGGUUCCAUUACCAAUAAUAUAUCAUAAGGAAAGUGGUGAGCCUAUUGACGAUAUUGAAGUUAUAAGGUUUACAAUUGAUCGCAUGACUAAGUUUGGUACUGAUAGUUGGUUUACUAAAGAAGACGAUAUCUCCAGAUGGUUACCUGACUCAUACAAGGAUCUGGGAAAAUUAUACGUUAAAGGACAAGAUACUAUGGAUGUCUGGUUUGACUCUGGUACAUCAUGGUCAACCUUAGGUGAUGAUAUGGAUGUAUUAUCGAGGAGCGAGUCACCAUUGGCUGAUAUUUAUCUUGAAGGUAGUGACCAACAUAGGGGGUGGUUCCAAUCUUCAUUGUUGAAUAAGAUCAUUGCGUCUGGAGUAAAUGGCAAUAAUUUCAAGCCUGUUGCUCCGUUCAAGAAAAUUGUUACACAUGGGUUUACAUUGGAUAGUAAGAAUGAUAAAAUGUCUAAAUCCAAGGGUAACGUUAUUUCACCAAAGCAUGCUAUAAAUGGAGGUGGAAAGCCAUUCCUUCCAAGUUUAGGAACCGAUGGAUUGAGGUUAUGGGUUGCGUCGUCUAAUUUUACUCAGGAUGUCAACGUUAGUGGUGAAAUUCUCACCAGAGUAUUUGAAAACGUUAAGAAAUUAAGAGUUACUUUGAAAUAUAUGUUAGGGAAUUUAAAUGAUUUCAAAGAAAGUGAUAGGGUUAGCUAUGAUGAUUUAAAUCCUAUGGACAAGUUAGUUUUAUCGAAACUUUUCAGAUUACAAGAAACUUGCAUCGAAUACUACAAAGACCACAAUUUUUCAAGAGUUGUCAAAGAUAUUAGUACACAUAUGAGUGUGGAUUUGAGUGCUCAGUACUUUGAUAUUUCAAAAGAUUGUCUUUACACAGAUUCUAAAGACUCGAAAAGACGGAGAAGCAUCCAGACAGUAUUACAGACAAUAUUGAAAACGUAUAUUGGGUUGCUUGCACCUAUCCAACCAUUACUAGUUCAAGAAGUCUGGAACGUAUGUCCGGAAUAUUUGAAAAAUAAUAACAAAUCGCCAUUUGCGGUUGGUUGGGAUUUUUAUCAAAUUCCGAAGGUCUAUUUGCAAAAAUCUAUAGAACAAGAUUUUUCUAAGAUAUGGCAAGUUAAAGACACACUUUACAAAUCUUUGGAAGACCUCCGUUUGAAUGGCACUUUCAAGAACAAAUUGGAAACUCAGAUUAAUAUCGUCGUCGAUAAAGAGUCUUCAAUAGGAAAAUUAUUGACUUCACACCAAACUUUCUUGGACGAUUAUUUUCUUGUUUCUAAGGUCUAUGUCAAUGGAGAUCCACUUCAGGAUGCAUCCUAUUUUCAUGAAACUUCAUUGACUAUUGAUGAACAAGAAAUUAAGAUACAAAUAGCUCCAUCUCCUAAUGCUAAAUGUCCAAGAUGUUGGAAGUUUGUGUCUGAAUCUGAAGACAUAUUAUGUACAAAGUGUGAUACAGUAGUUCACAAACACUAG
Molecule: messenger RNA, 2964 nt
Organism: Debaryomyces fabryi
Lineage: Eukaryota; Fungi; Ascomycota; Pichiomycetes; Serinales; Debaryomycetaceae
Product: isoleucine--tRNA ligase
Exons: 1
Coding region: 1-2964 (987 amino acids)
Biological process (GO): isoleucyl-tRNA aminoacylation
Cellular component (GO): cytosol
Molecular function (GO): ATP binding; tRNA binding; isoleucine-tRNA ligase activity
Source: RefSeq, a predicted model, not a curated record